GUUAGGAUCUGUCAGUAAAAUUGGUCUUAAACUGGAUUCCUUCCAAAUUUUAUUUGAUAUCCGAAAACUGUUCGUUAUAGAACUGCUAGUUUUAUUUUAUUCAUGACAUUUCGAUUGUAAUGGCGGCAAAAAUGCCAGAGUUGAAUUAUUCCUGUGAGAUAUGUGGAGCUGAUGGUUUGAGUGAUGAGGAGAUGAGAGUGCACAUCGUCAUGUGUCACUUGAAAGGUGCAGCGUCAUGUCCUUUCUGUGACCUUGAAGAUGUGACAGCUGAUGAGAUGUUGACACAUGUAAACACUGCCCAUCUGGAUUACCUAACUCCGGAACAGGAACUUCUUACUUUUAUUGAUGACGAUGAUGACUCGGAGAGACACGAGGAAAUGUCUAACUGGAGCGCCAGCAUGAAACCUCACAACGGGCUGCCGAACAAUAUCAACAACAAUAAUAACUCGUAUUGUGAUUUGAAGUCUUUGGAAAAAGAAGGUGCCUCAGGAUGGUCACCGAGGAGGUCUCAACUAGCACUGAACCUCUCCAGCAGUUCGUCUGCUUCUCUAAUGACACCGGGGCUUCAGAAGUGCCCCAUGUGUAGUUAUAGCAAUGAAAACACAUCACAGUUAGAAGAGCAUAUCAAUAGGCAACACUUUGAUCUCACUAGUCCCUCAUUUCCAGUCGAUACGCCAUCAGGCUCUUUCAGUUGUCCGCUUUGUGCACAGAACUUCUUUAAUGCUUCCGAUCUUGAACUUCAUGUCAAUAUUGAACAUAAAGACAUCCUUAGUCCUGGGAAGGUGAGCUCAGACAUUUCUGUUGAAAAAGCUACUGAAAUGUGCCCAAUUUGUUGUAUGAUGAAUUUCAAAUCGACAGAAGACUUAGGCGCUCACAUUGAAGACCACUUUAACCAAAAAGUCAUGUCGCCGCUCAGCCCAGACGUCUCGUGUGAUCGAAUGCUCGCCAGGGAGAUGGAGAAAAGAGACAAAGAGAUCAGGAGGUUGAGAGAACAACAUGAGUUUGAGCUACUUAGGGCGCAGUAUGGGAUGGAUAACGAAGGAAACUUCCGGGAGCAGAGCCUCACCAACAUGCAGCGAGCUGUGUACUCGGGGGAACUCUCAGUGGCCGACUACUACGAGAGACAAAUAGAGUUACGGAUGGCUGAGAGUAGCGGUGUUGAUGAUAGCAGCUCUUGCUCUAAAGACAUAGUUCCUCAGGUGUACGCUAUCAGUAGCGGCUGUCCCAACGUUGCCCACACUCUCAUGUGUACCACGGUCGACCACUAUGCCUCCACCUACGGAGACAAGGGCUGGGGCUGUGGAUACAGGAAUAUGCAGAUGAUGUUGUCCUCACUACUGCAGCACACAGGCUACAAUGAGCAGCUGUACAAGCAGUGGGCCGUGGCGGGGGCUGUGAGAGGAGAGAUGCCGUCACGCAGUGCCAUGCCUUCCAUUUCCCGAUUGCAGCAUCACAUUGAGUGGGCGUGGCACCAAGGCUUUGACUUGCAGGGCUGCGACCAGCUCGGAGGCAAAUUGUCAAACACUCGUAAGUGGAUUGGAGCUACUGAAGUUGUCACUGUUUUAUCAUCUUUAAGAAUAAGAUGCCAGUUGGUAGACUUCCAUAGACCUACAAGUGCCAACGGCAGUCACCCGGAACUGUUCAACUGGGUGCGGCAAUACUUCGAGGCUCAUGAUGACUUUAAGCCUCCUCUUUACUUACAACACCAAGGUCACAGUCGGACCAUCAUCGGUGUGGAAGUGCUGCGGGACGAGACGGUGAUACUGCUAGUGCUAGACCCGAGCCACACUCCGCAGCAGAUGAGCGAGCUGCGAGCCACCAACACUGCGGUGUCGGCCAUGCGGCUCAUACGACGGUCACUAGCCAACAUGAAGGCCCGUCACUACCAGGUGGUGGCCGUGUGCGGCAUCAUGGACACCGAUACAGAGUACCAGCAAAGUAAAGUGCUUAGAUCUAUGAGAGUACCUCAAGAGCGAUGAUGGAGCUAGCGGAACGUCAGAGCUACCUCAGAUUCACGGAUCUUCUCUAGAAGACGGAACAGAAACCAAGAUUCUCCGCUUGACCUCGCCCAGGGAUUGACCCUUGUUAGACAUGCUUACUAUGCAAGCAGGCUUACUUACUUUCUAGUCACUUAAUUAGACGAGAUUAUCUCUUAAGUACGUUUGCAUCAAAUCAUUACAAUUUUGCACCUUUGUUCAUUAUAUUGUGAGUUGAAUCGCAAGUCGUCUUUUUGUAACCCACCUCCUUUAUUGUAAAAACUCUGCCUGUAUUACAAGGAAAUGUUUUAGGAGAGAAAAUAGAAGCCAUAGAAUAAACAAAGGAAAAUGUUGGGUUAGGUUCAUCUUGAAACAUUUUGUGAGAAUCUAGUUUAAAAAUGGUAUUAGGCUACUAUUAUAUAAUUUUUAAUUUUUUUGGUUUUUGAUUAUGCAUGUAAAAAGGAUUUUCACACAUUAUACUUUUAGAAUAUAAAAUAAAUUAUAUCGUAUAUCUAA
This is a messenger RNA of Macrosteles quadrilineatus (aster leafhopper), 2492 nucleotides long. Its product is annotated as zinc finger-containing ubiquitin peptidase 1-like. NCBI's taxonomy places the organism in Eukaryota, Metazoa, Arthropoda, Insecta, Hemiptera, Cicadellidae. The coding region runs from base 120 to 1979 and encodes 619 amino acids. The record is from RefSeq and is a predicted model, not a curated record. The transcript is spliced from 11 exons.